This is a messenger RNA of Tachysurus fulvidraco (yellow catfish), 2505 nucleotides long. RefSeq names its product extracellular calcium-sensing receptor-like. The transcript is spliced from 6 exons. The coding region runs from base 1 to 2505 and encodes 834 amino acids. NCBI's taxonomy places the organism in Eukaryota, Metazoa, Chordata, Actinopteri, Siluriformes, Bagridae. Gene Ontology annotation, biological process: G protein-coupled receptor signaling pathway. The record is from RefSeq and is a predicted model, not a curated record. Gene Ontology annotation, molecular function: G protein-coupled receptor activity. Gene Ontology annotation, cellular component: membrane.
AUGUAUUUCUUUGUAUUGCUGCUGUAUUUCAGACUGGCGAAAGGGGACAAGUGCUAUAUUUUGGACAACCCAGCAUAUCCCCUGCUAUCUAAAGAUGGAGAUGUGAUAAUUGGAGGUUUAUUUUCAAUACAUGGUGAUAUAAAGCUUCCAUUAUUGCCAUAUACUGAGAAACCUGAACAUUUAAUCUGUACUAGCUUUAACCUCAGAGAAUUUAGGUUUGCUCAGACCAUGACUUUUGUAAUUGAUGAAAUCAACAGAAGCAACAGCUUGCUCCCAAAUAUCUCAAUUGGUUACAGGAUUUAUGAUAACUGUGGCUCAAGAUUAUUAUCUAUGAAAGCAGCCAUGGCUUUGUUGAACGGUCAGGACAUGACAGCAGAUGAUGCCUGUUCUGGACAAGCAGCAGUACAAGCCAUCAUAGGAGAGUCAGAGUCUUCUCCUACCGUAGUACUCACAAGAACUACAGGACCGUUUCAGAUCCCAGUGAUAAGUCAUGCUGCCACUUGUGAAUGUCUGAGCAACAGAAAAGAGUACCCAUCUUUCUUCAGGACAAUAGCGAGUGAUUAUUACCAAAGUAGAGCACUGGCAUAUUUAGUCAAGUACUUUGGCUGGUCUUGGGUGGGAGCUGUGAACAGUGAUAACGAUUAUGGAAACAGUGGAAUGGCCAUUUUUCUGAACGCAGCCAAAGAAGAGGGAAUAUGUGUUGAGUACUCUGAGAAGUUUGACCGCUCAGAUCCUGCCAAACUUAUGAAAGUGGUGGAUAUUAUUAAAAAAGGAACAGCCAAAGUAAUCAUUGUAUUUCUUGGCCAUGUUGAAAUGAAUGUUCUUGUAGAAGAACUUAUUCUGAAAAAUGUCACUGGCUAUCAGAUGAUUGGUGUUGAGGCAUGGAUCACUGCUGUCAAUCUGGUAACUCCAACAAGUAACAAUGUACUGAUUGGAUCCAUGGGAUUUGAUGUGGGAAAACUGAACAUUGCUGGUUUUGCUGAUUAUGUUAUUAAAGAGUUUUGGCAAACUGAUUUCCAUUGUUUGAACACAGAGGGAAACAUUUCUCAAAGUGAAAACCACUGCAGCGGAUACGAAGAAAUUAUCCCCUUUAAAAACUACAAUGAAGACAUACCAGAACUAAGAUAUGCAAAUAACAUCUACAGUGCAAUUUAUGCUGUGGCACAUUCUCUACACAGCCUCCUGAGAUGUAGAGAGAAUCAGAGUUGUGAAAAAGACAAAACAAUACAAUCAUGGCAGGUCGUUGAGUCGCUGAAAAAAGUCAAUUUCACCACCAAAGCUGGAGAAGAAGUCUGGUUCGACAGCACUGGUGCAACAGCUGCAAAAUAUGAUGUGGUCAACUGGCAAAAAGGAUUUGGUGGGGAAGUAGAGUUUAAGGUUGUGGGCUAUUAUGAUGCCUCUCUGCCAGCUGGGCGGCAAUUUGUCUUAAAUUCUGACAGCAUAAUUUGGGCUGGAGGGAAUACAGAGAAGCCGAGGUCUGUGUGCAGUGAGAGCUGUCCUCCAGGAACCAGGAAAGCUGCACAGAAAGGAAGGCCUGUCUGCUGCUAUGACUGUAUACCAUGUGCAGAAGGAGAGAUCAGUAACCAGACAGAUUCAAAUAACUGUGAGCAGUGUCCAGGAGAAUAUUGGUCUAAUGCUGAGAGAGAUAAAUGUGUGUUAAAGGUCAUAGAGUUUCUUUCAUUUACAGAGGAUAUGGGGAUAAUACUGGUAUUUUUUUCCUUGCUUGGAGCUACAUUAUCUGUGAUAGUAGGGAUUUUAUUUAUAAUUAAAAAAGACACUCCCAUUGUUAAAGCCAACAACUCUGAGCUGAGCUUCCUGCUGCUCUUCUCUCUGACUCUGUGUUUCCUCUGUUCACUUACUUUCAUUGGAAGGCCCUCUGAGUGGUCCUGUAUGCUGCGUCACACAGCUUUUGGGAUCACCUUUGUCCUCUGCAUCUCCUGUGUUCUGGGAAAAACAGUAGUUGUGUUAAUGGCCUUCAGGGCUACACUUCCAGGCAGUAAUUUAAUGAAAUGGUUUGGGCCUCUACAGCAGAGACUCAGUGUAUUUGCCUUCACUCUCAUACAGGUUCUUAUCUGUGUACUUUGGUUAACAGUUUCUCCUCCUGUUCCUUACAAAAACAUGAACUACUACAAGGAAAAGAUUAUAUUAGAAUGUAGUUUGGGCUCAGCUAUAGGUUUCUGGGCUGUGUUGGGGUAUAUAGGAGUUCUUGCUUUGUUGUGCUUUGUUUUAGCUUUUCUAGCUAGGAAGCUGCCUGAUAAUUUUAAUGAAGCUAAAUUCAUCACAUUCAGCAUACUGAUAUUCUGUGCAGUUUGGCUUACUUUUAUUCCAGCUUAUGUGAGUUCACCUGGAAAAUACACUGUAGCUGUGGAGAUAUUUGCUAUUCUGGCCUCCAGUUUUGCUUUACUAUUCUGUAUAUUUACACCUAAAUGUUAUAUUAUUCUGUUUAAACCUGAACUGAACACAAAGAAAAAUAUGAUGGGGAAAACUGCAUCUAAAUCCCUUUAA